Apodemus sylvaticus (European woodmouse) is the source of this 1193-nucleotide messenger RNA. RefSeq names its product proteasome 20S subunit beta 8 (gene Psmb8). Gene Ontology annotation, cellular component: proteasome core complex. The record is from RefSeq and is a predicted model, not a curated record. NCBI's taxonomy places the organism in Eukaryota, Metazoa, Chordata, Mammalia, Rodentia, Muridae. Gene Ontology annotation, molecular function: threonine-type endopeptidase activity. The transcript is spliced from 6 exons. Bases 59 to 889 code for a protein of 276 amino acids.
UGGCUUUCGCUUUCACUUCCUUGUCGGAGAGUCGACGGAUCUCCGGGGCUAAGUGGUCAUGGCGUUACUGGAUCUGUGCGGUGCAGCUCGGGGGCAGCGGCCCGAGUGGGCUGCCCAGGAUGCGGGAAGCGGGUGCCGCUCGGACCCGGCACACUACAGUUUCUCCGUGCAAGCUCCGGAGCUCGCACUUCCCCGGGGAAUGCAGCCCACUGCGUUCCUGAGGGCCUUUGGUGGUGACCAGGAAAGGAAUGUUCAGAUUGAGAUGGCCCACGGCACAACCACACUAGCCUUCAAGUUCCAGCAUGGAGUCAUCGUGGCCGUGGACUCGAGGGCGACGGCAGGGAGUUACAUUUCCUCCAAAAGGAUGAACAAGGUGAUCGAGAUUAACCCUUACCUGCUUGGCACCAUGUCCGGUUGUGCAGCCGACUGUCAGUACUGGGAGAGGCUGUUGGCCAAGGAGUGCAGGCUGUACUAUCUGCGGAAUGGGGAGCGCAUCUCCGUGUCUGCGGCCUCCAAGCUGCUUUCGAACAUGAUGCUGCAGUACCGGGGUAUGGGCCUCUCCAUGGGCAGCAUGAUCUGUGGCUGGGACAAGAAGGGACCAGGACUUUACUAUGUAGAUGACAAUGGGACUCGGCUCUCGGGACAGAUGUUUUCCACCGGCAGCGGGAACACGUAUGCCUAUGGGGUGAUGGACAGCGGUUACCGGCAGGACCUCAGACCUGAAGAGGCUUACGACCUUGCCCGCAGAGCUAUCUCUUAUGCUACGCACAGAGACAACUAUUCUGGAGGAGUUGUCAACAUGUACCACAUGAAGGAAGACGGUUGGGUGAAAGUGGAGAGUUCUGACGUCAGUGACCUGCUGUACAAGUACCGAGAGGCCGCUCUGUGAUGGCUGCUGGGCGGGCCUCCCCCAGCACGGGCGGCCCUGGCGAGCUGGCAGACUCAGGGGCCUGGGUCUGCUUCAGUCUUAGCAGAAGGAAGGGCCCAACCUGGGCUGGAGAUGAAGCUCCGAGGCUGAGGAGACAGCCAUAGUUAUCCUCCCAGUGAGCACCUUGCUCCCUCUCAGUCAGCACCGUGCUCCCUCUCAGUCAGCACUGUGCUCCCUCUCAGUCAGCACUGUGCUCCCUCUCAGUCAGCACUGUGCUCACAGAUACCUUCUAUGUACAAUAAAAGAAAAGACGGUUAUAAACGUC